Molecule: messenger RNA, 2449 nt
Organism: Arabidopsis arenosa
Lineage: Eukaryota; Viridiplantae; Streptophyta; Magnoliopsida; Brassicales; Brassicaceae
Source: the annotation of a GenBank genome assembly
AUGGUCGAAAAAGAUUCUAAAAUUGAGUAAUAGAGACGAUGACGACGACUCUCCUCAUGGCUUCGCUCAUCGUAAGCUUUCUACUUAUCUUAUACUCCACCACUAUCGUCGUUGCCUCAUCAGAAUCUCGGUGUCGGCGUUACAAAUCAAUCAUCAGCUUCGGUGACUCCAUUGCUGACACCGGAAAUUAUCUUCGUCUCUCCAACGUCAAAAAUCUUCCUCAAGCCGCAUUUCUUCCUUACGGGGAAAGCUUCUUCCAUCCUCCAUCCGGCCGUUACUCGGACGGCCGUCUCAUUAUAGAUUUCAUUGUCGAAUUCUUGGGACUACCUUACGUUCCGCCUUACUUCGGAUCCCAAAACGUGAGCUUCAAUCAAGGGAUAAAUUUCGCUGUGUAUGGAGCAACCGCCUUGGAUCGUGCCUUUCUUGUAAAACAAGGAAUUAAAUCUGACUUCACCAAUAUUAGUCUAAGUGUUCAGCUUAACACCUUCAAGAAGAUUUUACCUAACUUAUGUGCCUCGUCUACUCGUGAUUGCAGAGAGAUGCUUGGAGACUCGCUGAUACUCAUGGGAGAGAUUGGAGGAAACGACUAUAACUACCCAUUUUUCGAAGGCAAAAGUAUCAAUGAAAUCAAAGAGCUUGUUCCUCUGAUCAUCAAAGCUAUUUCUUCUGCAAUUAUGGAUUUGAUCGAUUUGGGAGGAAAAACAUUCUUGGUGCCCGGAAACUUCCCAAUAGGAUGUUCCGCAGCAUAUCUUACUCUAUUUCAGACCGCGACAGUAGAACACGACCCUUUUACAGGUUGUAUCCCAUGGCUUAACAAAUUUGGAGAGCUCCAUAACGAACAACUUAAGAUAGAACUCAAACAACUCCAAAAACUCUACCCUCAUGUCAACAUCAUUUACGCCGACUACUACAACUCUUUGUACUGGUUUUUCCAAGAACCAGCCAAAUACGGUUUUAAGAACAGACCUUUGGCUGCUUGUUGUGGAGUCGGAGGUCAAUACAACUUCACCAUUGGUAAAGAGUGUGGAGAAAACGGAGUUAGCUAUUGUCAAAAUCCUUCUGAAUAUGUGAAUUGGGAUGGUUAUCAUCUAACCGAAGCCACCUACCAGAAAAUGGCUCAGGGUUUACUCAACGGUCCCUAUACAACUCCUGCUUUCGACUGGUCCUGCCUUGGCUCUUAUGAUUCAGUGGAUAAAGAUGAUAAGUUAGUAGUGGCUCCGGUCUUUGCAAGAAAGAAGAAGAGAAAAUAUGGAAGAAUUGCAGAGAAUUGGAAGGAAUCUUGGAUUAAUCUCGAUGUCGGCAAUAUAAAUCGAUCAUCAGCUUCGGUGAUUCCAGCGCCGACACUGGAAAUUAUCUCCAUCUUUCCGACGUCAAUCAUCUUCCUCAAUCCGCAUUUCUUCCUUAUGGCGAAAGCUUCUUCCAUCCUCCCUCCGGUCGUUACUCGGAUGGCCGUCUCAUCAUCGACUUCAUUGGGACUACCGAACGUACCAUAUUACUUCGGAUCCCAAAACGUGAGCUUUGAUCAAGGGAUCAAUUUCGCGGUGUAUGGUGCAACUGCAUUGGACCGAGCGUUUCUUGUGGAAAAAGGAAUUGAAUCUGAUUUCACCAAUGUUAGCUUAAAUGUUCAGCUUAACAUCUUCAAACAGAUUUUACCUAACCUUUGCACCUCGUCUUCUCGUGAUUGUAGAGAGAUGCUUGGAGACUCGCUGAUACUUAUGGGAGAGAUUGGAGUGAAUGACUAUAACUACCCGUUCUUUGAAGGCAAAAGUAUCAAUGAAAUCAAAGAGCUUGUUCCUCUAGUCAUCAAAGCUAUUUCUUCUGCGAUUGUGGAUUUGAUUGAUUUAUGGGGCAACACAUUUCUGGUCCCCGGAAACUUCCCAUUAGGAUGUUAUCCCGCGUAUCUUACUCUAUUUCAGACCGCGGAAGAAGAAGACUACGACCCUUUUACAGGUUGUCUACGAUGGCUCAACGAAUUUGGAGAGCAUCACAACGAACAGCUCAAGACAGAACUCAAAAGACUCCAAGAACUAUAUGAUCAUGUCAACAUCAGUUAUGCCGACUACUACAAUUCUUUGUUCCGGUUAUACCAAGAACCAGUCAAAUAUGGGUUUAAGAACCGACCUUUGGCUGCUUGUUGUGGAAUCGGAGGUCAAUACAACUUCACUAUUAAUGAAGAGUGUGGACACAGAGAAGUUAGCUAUUGUCAAAAUCCUUCUGAAUAUGUGAACUGGGACGGUUAUCAUUUAACCGAAGCCACACACCAGAAGAUGGCUCAAGUUUUACUCAACGGUCCUAUGCAACACCUGCUUUCGACUGGUCCUGCUUUAGUUCUGGAUCAGUGGAUAAAGAGUAUUCUUUCAGCAGUUAAAAUUCGGGGUUGGUGAAAAAAAAGGAAGUAUAUAUGUGGUGAUGUUGAAUUGGUGAAAAUUAAUAAGAACAGGUUCCUUAA